AUGGAAAUUAAGGUUAUGGAUGCUCUUUCCAGGAAAACAGAGAAGGUCAAAGUGCGAAGCUGCAUUUUUGAUGUCACUGGCUUGCUCUUAGAUAUCAUUAAGACCAGAGACUCAAUGAUCUCUAUCACUGUUCGCAAGCACUUGGCUGACAAACUAAGUCCUGUAUUUGUGAUGUUUCACCAUAUGCAUGGUGUUUCACCUCAAGGGUCUGAUCAAAAACAAGGGGGAGAAGGUGGAUCUGGAAAAGUUGAACCUUUGAAAGUCCCAGCUAAGCCCAUUGUCAAGAAAGAACCUAAGACCAAAGAAAAGUUAAUUGAAGAAGAGCCCAUAAUUGAUGAUGAUGAAGACGAUGACCCUGAUGAAGCUGAACUUAAAAGGCGAAAGGCUCGUGAUGCUGAAUUGAAUAAAACUCAACGAAUCAUCAAGGAGGCUUAG
Messenger RNA from Lactuca saligna, 435 nucleotides. Lineage: Eukaryota; Viridiplantae; Streptophyta; Magnoliopsida; Asterales; Asteraceae. The record is from the annotation of a GenBank genome assembly.